AGCAACAAUCGUCUCGUCCCUUUUGGUAGUGGGUCAAAUGGUAGCAGGAGGCAACGCGGUCGAACGAAGGGGUUGAACCCUGACCAGCGAAAAAGCGCAGCUCUGAUGCGCGUCGUGAAAGCUUGCAGUAACUGUAAACGUCGCAAAGAAAGGUGUGACCCCGGAAUUCCUUGCAAGUCCUGUAUCGAACACUACAAAGGCGAUCUUGUGAACCACCCCUGUCGAGAACGGUCACUGGCGGACCUUUCUACAGUCUUCUUAUCAGAGCGCUUGGGAUGGCAUCCAACUGCCCGGACUCCGGAGUUCUUUCUCUUUCCUUCAAAUUUUACCGUCAGCGACUACACGCUCACGAUCCCGAUAAACCUUGGCUUUGGUCCCUCCCUUCAGCGUACCGUGCGGAUAGUGCAUCCAAACGACAUGAACCGCCUAGUGCACGAACACACGGUGUACGACUGGCCCCCUCGCAGCACCUCCGGCAUGCUGUGUCGCAAUGCUAUUCUUCCUGCUAUCCUUCCCGAUACCUCCACGCUUUCCCAGGACUUAGACCAUCACCUAUCUCUUCUUGUAACUUCGCACUUCAAAGCGUUUCCUCUUUACUGCUCGCCUCUGCGGGUGCUUCGGGACAUCUACAUCCUGUAUCGAUCUCUUCCCUCUUCCUCCGGUCGAAUUCUGCACCAGGCCUUGAAGUUGUUGGUACUAGUCCAUAUCGGUGGUGAUACUACGAUUGCUGCAUCGGAUCCUACUGUGGCAUCUAUCAUUACCUGCGCAAAUCUGCCAACGGACACGACAACCACGCCAUGUUUCAUUCGUGCGCAACUGGGAGCCGUCAUGCCUACCUUGGCCCAAGAGCUGAUGCGUGAUGUUCUUGCCCAGCUAGAACGUCUAGCGCUGUCUCGCAAAUGUACCGAAUGGCCCGUCGUACUUGCAACCUUGGUGGUACUCCUGAUGUCAGUUGAGAGUAUCCAGUAUCACGCUGCCAAGAUGCCAUACCACUCCUGCUACGACACCAACCCAACGCCGCUAAGAGACCGGACUAAAUGCCAGGAUAUGGACGAGCAAGGUGUAGAAGCUAUCCUGAACUUCUACAAGGCGUGCUAUAGCGGGUGCCACUCCCGUCUUCGAGAAGAUUGGGAAGGCGAAGGGUCUAGCUUUGAAGCGACCCGGGAAACAAAGUCCGAGGAUCGAUUUGUGGAUUCUAUGAGAGCUGCUAUCCGAAAUAGCAACUCUGGUGGUUACUUGCGAGAGAAGGAGAAGGCCAGCUUGGAGGACGUUACUGAUAUGAACUGCUUCUUUGAUCGACUGCUCGCGAAGCUCCUUUUGCUUCGCACAUGAUUUACAGCCUGCAGGGGAUCUCGCGCCAAGGCAUUUUAGUGCUUGAGGCCCGUUCCAUGAACUUAUGACUUUACGACCACACUUUACGAAAGAUGGAUUGCAGAGCGAUGAUUCUUAGCCUUGGUUUUGGUCGUUCUGGUUGGAACUUUGGAUGUUUGGGCGGUUAUCGGUUCGUUUCUACCUCGUUUCUUUUCGAAGAUCUGAGCUUUAUUGUACUGUACUAUGUUGUACAAUACAGUCGAACGUAAGAAGAUAUAGAAACUAUCGCUCAGGCAACACAUACAUGGGAUGUUUCCAUAGUGUAACUAGUUUCGCAUCAUUUAAUUUGACUUCAAUGUGCCACGAAGCCUGGAGGCCUUACAAUGCCUUCCGGGCCUGAGGACGGAAAGUAAUUAUUUCUAGCCUCAUUUGAUCAUCUCAAGUUUCACGUAGAUCUGUGAUAGCGAAUAGAAACC
Mytilinidion resinicola is the source of this 1787-nucleotide messenger RNA. RefSeq lists its product as uncharacterized. The record is from RefSeq and is a predicted model, not a curated record. Gene Ontology annotation, molecular function: zinc ion binding; DNA-binding transcription factor activity, RNA polymerase II-specific. The transcript has 4 exons. Bases 106 to 1332 code for a protein of 408 amino acids. Lineage: Eukaryota; Fungi; Ascomycota; Dothideomycetes; Mytilinidiales; Mytilinidiaceae. Gene Ontology annotation, biological process: regulation of DNA-templated transcription.